This is a messenger RNA of Diabrotica virgifera virgifera (western corn rootworm), 899 nucleotides long. Its product is annotated as E3 ubiquitin-protein ligase MARCHF3-like. The coding region runs from base 153 to 848 and encodes 231 amino acids. The transcript is spliced from 3 exons. Lineage: Eukaryota; Metazoa; Arthropoda; Insecta; Coleoptera; Chrysomelidae. Gene Ontology annotation, biological process: protein ubiquitination. The record is from RefSeq and is a predicted model, not a curated record. Gene Ontology annotation, molecular function: zinc ion binding; ubiquitin-protein transferase activity.
AUAAUUAUUGUCACUGUCAUAAAAGCAAGUAAGAAAUGAAACAAUAUAAACUAAUAAUUAUUUUAAUAUAAAAAUUGUAAAUCAAGGAAACUAAAUUUUAAAUAACGAAUACAUUUUUCAGUUCCUUUCCAGAUAAUAAGUUUUUCAAAACGAUGUCGUCGAUUAUAUCACUAGUCUGCCGUAUUUGUUACGAUAGUGAGAAGGACGAGGACCUGAUAACCCCAUGUGAUUGUAAAGGAACAGUAGCUUUUGUCCACAGAUCAUGUUUAGAAACUUGGUUAGGAGAGUCUAAUACCGCCAGCUGCGAGUUAUGCCACGCAGUGUUCCAAACAGAACGAGUGCCGCGAUAUACGUCAGGUAUUUCUAUUUGGCACUGGUGCUGGAAAUCCAAUGGUUCAGCUCAGGAUGUUAGAAGUGACAUAGUUGCCUGUACCAUUAUCACACCAUUAACUAUAAUUAUCACAUACGUCUGUUUAUUUUCAUCUGAAUAUUACAAUCAAAUCAAAUUCGCAAGUGUUCCAGCCGCUCGUUGGACAUCUGUGACUAUGUUAAUUAUGAUUGGAAUAAUGCUAAUUGCAUAUUAUAUGUGGGUUUAUUCUACUAUACGCAUGCAUGCCAGAAGAUGGUAUAACUGGUGGCAGAGAACAUGUAAUGUAAGAUAUAUUCCUCCUGGCACUGCAAUAGUUAUAGGCGGAACCGAUGAAGAAGCUGAAGUACUGGAACAAAACAGUACCACCAUAGUAUCAAUUGCAUUAAAUAAUAUCAUCAAUAACAUAAGUAAUUUAGAUGAAAGGAGUCUAAAUAGUUCUUCUGUAACUAACAAUAUAAAUUUAACCAAUGAUACUUAAAGGGCUUUCGUUAAUACAAUAUUUUCAUUUAUUUCAUAUACUUAUAAUUUU